Molecule: messenger RNA, 1275 nt
Organism: Didymosphaeria variabile
Lineage: Eukaryota; Fungi; Ascomycota; Dothideomycetes; Pleosporales; Didymosphaeriaceae
Exons: 1
Coding region: 1-1275 (424 amino acids)
Source: RefSeq, a predicted model, not a curated record
AUGUCGACUGACGCUCAGGCCAGGAUUCUUAUUAUUGGAGGCGGAGUCGGUGGCUUGACGCUUGCCCAAGGUCUUCUAAAGAACAAGAUCCCUUUCCAUGUCUUCGAGCGCGAUGAGUCUCAGUCAUUCCGCGCCCAAGGGUACCGCAUUCGCCUUGACGGAGACGCGGUCCAUGCAUUGAAAGAAGUCCUUCCACAGCACACAUGGCAAAGAUUGGAGUCCAGCGCAGCUGCAGAGCGCGAAACAUCUGGAAUUACCAAGAUCGAUGCUCUGUCUGGAGACGAGGUCAAGACAGGCCUCCCUGCAGGGCCACCUGGAGGUCCAGAUGGCUCGAAAGGACUCAAAGGAGCGCAACACACCAAUGAGAGACCGAUCGCCAUUGAUCGAACGAUUAUGCGCGAGGUUCUUCUGUCUGGUCUUGAGCAACACAUUUCGUUCGGGAAGGCAUUCGAGCGAUACGAAAUCCGGAGCUCAAGUGUCACCACAUACUUUGUAGACGGGACUUCUUACGACGGCUGCUUCCUCGUGGGUGCCGAUGGAGUGAACUCGCGUGUGCGCAGGCAAUAUUUUCCACAGCUUUCCAUUGUCGAUACUACUGGUCGUUGCAUCUACGGAAAGACCACUCUUACGCCUACACUGUCUGCCUCCGUGCAUCCAAAGACUCAAAACGGCAUGAUCUUGAUACAGCAACAUUUUGAAGACGGCACGCCUUUGACGCUGUUUCUCGAGCCUAUGCGUUUUCCAGAUCCCGACCUCGUAACGAUCAUGAGUACUGAAACCGGGGCCAAAGAGACUGCCAAAGAUUACAUAUACUGGGUCCUCUUGUCGCAAGAGCAUUAUUUCAAACACACGACUGCUGAUCUUAUACGACUUCCACCAGCACAGGCUGCAGACCUGUCUAUCGAACUGACUCGACAUUGGCACGGCACUGUUACGCCAAUACUUACGCAGCAAAACAAGGCCGCUGCUUCGGCUUUGCGCAUCGUCACCGCGGUCCCGGAUAUGCCCACUUGGAAGCCUUCAAAGUUCAUCAGCGUCUUAGGAGAUGCGGCGCAUCCUAUGCCACCAACUGCAGGUCUGGGCGCUGUCAGUGCCUUGAAAGACGUUGAACGUUUGCUCAUUGCUAUCAAUGAGGGGCUGUCGGAGAAGAGUGUCGGAGCGUACGAGGAGGGCAUGCGAGAAUGGGCUUCAGAGGCUGUGAGAGGAAGCAGGGGUGGUGGUGUGAAGUUCUUUGGACAAGUCGACUUCUCUGAAGCUAAGCCUGUGGAGUUCUGA